Molecule: messenger RNA, 518 nt
Organism: Patiria miniata (bat star)
Lineage: Eukaryota; Metazoa; Echinodermata; Asteroidea; Valvatida; Asterinidae
Product: perlucin-like protein
Exons: 2
Coding region: 1-483 (160 amino acids)
Source: RefSeq, a predicted model, not a curated record
AUGUUGCCAAAACGUCUCAUCGUUGGCUUGAUAAGCCUUUGUCUUAUGAUCAGAUGCACUGGUGGUAAUGAGAGGUGUGGGGCCUCCAUUAGAGGGGCGUGUCCUCCUGCUUGGAGCCAGUGGGGUGACAAAUGCUACAAGAAACUCAGCAAGAAUCUACCAUGGGCUGAGGCAAAACAGGAGUGCAUCAAGAUGGGCAGUGUCUUGGUCAUGCCACAGUCUCAGGAGGAAACUGACUUCCUUCUGAAGAACGUGCACCACUGGUUCUGGAUCAACUGCAAUGAUCUUCAAGUUGAAGGUACAUGGGUGUGUCAAGAUGGCACUACUGACGUGAAGUACAGAAACUGGGGUAAUUGGCAACCUAGCAAUGGUAUCAGAGAGGAUUGUGGGGCAAUGAGAGAUAGCGGUGACUGGAAUGAUGUACCAUGUGAGAAUCUCGCUCCUGUGAUCUGCCAACGACCAGCACCACAGCUGUACUUUUAAGUAACAUCAAACAGCUGGUUGCUAAUCAAAUUCAA